Molecule: messenger RNA, 1248 nt
Organism: Penicillium griseofulvum
Lineage: Eukaryota; Fungi; Ascomycota; Eurotiomycetes; Eurotiales; Aspergillaceae
Product: Tm-1-like ATP-binding domain-containing protein
Exons: 1
Coding region: 1-1248 (415 amino acids)
Source: RefSeq, a predicted model, not a curated record
AUGUCUCCAACCCCCACAAUUCUCCUGAUAGGAACAUGCGACACCAAACUCCCAGAACUACUCUACACAAAAUCCCAAAUUGAAUCCGCAAACGCCACAGUCCUCCUAAUGGACGUAGGCCGCAACCCAACCACCCACGAAGCAAUCAGCAUCCCCCCAAGCGCCCUCUCCACCGAAUUUCUAGAUCUAACAACCCUCUCCCGCGCCGAGUACAUAACCACCCUAACACCGCACGCAAUCCAGAAAGUAACCACCCUGCACGAAACCCACCAAAUCCACGGCAUCCUCGGCAUCGGCGGCUCAUGCGGCACCACUCUAGCCGCAGCCGUAAUGCGCGACGCACUACCAGUGGGAUUCCCCAAACUUCUCGUGUCAACAAUGGCCUCCGGAGACGUGGCGCCGUAUAUCGGGGAAACAGAUAUCAGCAUGAUGUACAGCGUUGUUGACAUCGCGGGCCGGAACCGUGUUUUGGAAGGUGUUCUUGAUAAUGCAUCUGGUGGGAUUGUGGGGAUGGCGAGGAUGUUUUUGAAACGACAAGACAGAAAGAUCGAGUCUUCAGGAAUCAAGAUUGCGAUAUCCAUGUUUGGCGUUACGACGCCUUGUGUUAUGCGUGCACGGGAGCGACUUGAGGAGGUGUUGGAUGGUUGUGAGGUUUAUAUCUUUCAUGCUACGGGGUCUGGGGGGAGGGCUUUGGAGAGGCUUGUUCGGGAGGGACAGAUUGAUGCGGUGCUUGAUUUAACGACUACGGAGAUUGCGGAUGAGGUUGUUGGUGGUGUGCUUAGUGCUGGCAGUGGACGAUUGACUACGGCUACUGUGCGGGAUAUUCCGAGGAUCGUUAGUGUUGGUGCGUGUGAUAUGGUUAACUUUGGAGAGGUUGGGAGUGUUCCUGCUGCUUUUGAGGGGAGGUUGUUUUAUGAGCAUAAUGCGAGUGUUACGCUUAUGCGGACUACUAAGGAGGAGUGUGGGGAUAUUGGGAGGUUCAUCGCAGGCAAGUUGUUGGGGGAUUCGAGGCAUCAAGGUGAAACGAGGCGGACCAGAGUGGUCCUACCUAUUGGUGGGGUGAGCAUGUUGGAUAUUCCUGGUCAGGCAUUCUAUGAUCCAGAGGCAGAUGAGGAAUUGUUCUCAAUUUUGGAGAGGGAAUUGAAGGGCAGUGGGAUAUCAGUUGCGCGAGAUUGCCGUGACAUCAAUGAUCCUGACUUCGCAGUGAUGGUAGCAGAUGAUCUAGUCGAAUUAAUCCGCGGGCAAUAA